AUGGCAUCGGAAUACCACUAUACCUACUUCCGAGUCUCUAAGACGGAAGAUCUGACUCGCUCAGCGCAGCGAUACAGAGGCCUGCGUCUGCAGGCGCUUAAACUCUCGCCGUCAUCAUUCGCUGCAACUUACGAAUCCGAGGCCCUUUUCACAGACGAAUAUUGGAUAUCACGCCUGUCACAACCAGGGAGGGAAACAUUCGUCUGCGCCGCACGCCCGGCUUCAAAACCUCUCGGAGACGAUCUGGAAUGGGUGGCCCAAUUGACGCUGCUCGGUCCACGAACCAGGGAGGAGUUCACGCUGCCAGCAACAUCCGGGCAGCCAGAACCAGGACUCGAUGAGGAGGAAGAGCGGUGGCAGCUUCUCGGUCUCUACACGCUCUCUUCGCAUCGUGGGAGGGGUCUCGCGAAACGACUGUGCGCGGAGGCGAUCAAGUAUCUUGUCCAGUAUCGGUCCGAGCCAAGGAAUGUCAACGUCCGGUUGAUGGUGAAGUGGGGGAUGGACGCGGCUGUACGGCUGUACGAGCAACUGGGCUUUAAAGAAGUGGGAAGCUGUACCCUUGCUGAAGCUCUGAUUGCGAACGGUGAAGGGGAUCUGCUGCCUGAGGGGUACGAGGCGCAGGAGAAAUUUUGUGCGCGGAGUGGUCAUGUUAUGCUGCAGUGUUUUACCAGAGAUCAUGUAUAG
This is a messenger RNA of Aspergillus udagawae, 684 nucleotides long. Its product is annotated as GNAT family N-acetyltransferase. Gene Ontology annotation, molecular function: acyltransferase activity, transferring groups other than amino-acyl groups. The record is from RefSeq and is a predicted model, not a curated record. NCBI's taxonomy places the organism in Eukaryota, Fungi, Ascomycota, Eurotiomycetes, Eurotiales, Aspergillaceae. The transcript has a single exon. Bases 1 to 684 code for a protein of 227 amino acids.